GUCACAUUGAGGCGGCAGAGGAGCGCUCGACGGAACGGAGUCUUAGGGCUUUAGAGCUUAAAAGAAAAGAAGAAGAAGAAGAGCACCUGAAUAGAUCAAGGGUGCCUACAUGCUUCAGCAUCAUUUCCAGUUUGCCCUGAAGAGGAAUUUGGCACAUCAUUGUGAUAAAAGGGAUGAAUGAGGGCCGUUCUGCUCUCUUCAGAAGGGGCCACCUUGCCUUGUCCAAGGCCGACACCCUCAGUUCUGUUUCUGCCAGAGGUGCUCCCUCUGUUGACAGAGGCGAUGGCGGGGCCGCUCAGCCUGAGAGCGAUGCGGCGUUCCCCCUGUCGGAGUUCUCACACUUAUUCGAGAGCAUGGAUGCCUCCCCAUCAGAUAAGGACGCAAGUCAGGAUUCAGCCCCAGAGCUGGUUCAGCCCGGUCAGCCUGCGGACAGCAGACAGAACCUGCGGAUGAAGUUCCAGGGUGCUUUCAAGAAGGGCAUUUCCAACCCCAUGGACCUACUGGAAUCUACCAUCUAUGAGUCAAGUGUGGUUCCAGGCCCCAAGAAAGCACCCAUGGACUCACUCUUUGACUAUGGUACCUACGGCAACAUGAGCAACCAGAAGAGACGCAGGAAGAAGCUUCCAAGAGGUAAAACUGAGACAUCCAGUGAUGAUGGUCAAAGCUCAGACCCACCAAAGGUAAUGAAAACAUUCAACCGCUCUCUCCUCUUUGACUGUGUGUCACGUGGAGACCCCGGGGCCCUCGAGGGCCUGUUGGAGUACCUGCAAAGUCACGGAAAGCGGUUAACUGAUGAGGAGUUCAGAGAGCCAUCCACAGGUAAGACGUGUCUGCCUAAAGCGCUCCUGAACCUUUACGGUGGCCAGAACGCCACCAUCCCACUGCUGGUCGACAUCGCAGAGAAGACUGGAAACCUCAGGGAGUUCAUAAACUCACCCUUCAGGGAUCUCUACUACAGAGGCCAAACGGCGCUCCACAUUGCUAUAGAGCGACGCUGUAAGCAGUAUGUUGAGCUGCUGGUGGAGAAGGGAGCUGAUGUUCACGCCCAGGCGAGGGGACGCUUCUUCCAGCCCAAAGACGAGGGGGGCUACUUCUACUUUGGUGAGCUGCCUCUCUCACUGGCUGCAUGCACUAACCAACCUGACAUAGUGCACUACCUGACUGAGUAUCCACAAAAGAAAGCUGACCUGCGGCGCCAGGACUCACGUGGAAACACAGUGCUGCACGCCCUAGUGCACAUUGCGGACAACACCAAGGACAACACACGUUUCCUCACAAAGAUGUACGACCUGCUGCUGAUCAAGAGCGCUAAGCUCUACCCAGAGUGCAGCCUGGAGACAGUGCUCAACAAUGAUGGCAUGUCACCUCUCAUGAUGGCCGCCAAGCUGGGCAAGAUAGGGGUUUUUCAGCACAUUAUCCGACGGGAGAUCAAAGAUGAGGAAGUUCGUCAUCUGUCACGAAAGUUUAAGGACUGGGUGUACGGUCCGGUGUACUCUUCCCUCUAUGAUCUAUCUUCGCUGGAUACAUGUGGAGAGGAACCGUCGGUGCUAGAAAUCCUUGUCUACAACAGUCGCAAUGAGAACCGCCACGAGAUGCUGGCAGUGGAGCCCAUCAAUGAACUGCUGAGGGCCAAAUGGCAGAAGUUUGCUGCUGUCACCUUUUACAUCAGCGUGGUUUCCUACCUCAUAACCAUGAUCAUCUUCACCCUAGUGGCUUAUUACCACCCAACACAGGGAACGCCUCCAUAUCCCUACACAACAUCCUCAGACUACCUGCGGAUGGCGGGAGAGAUUGUCACCUUGGCAUCAGGAAUCUUCUUUUUCCUCACCAAUAUUAAAGAUGUCUUCCUGAAGAAGUGUCCCGGGGUGAAGUCUUUAUUUAUUGAUGGAUCCUUUCAGCUGCUGUAUUUCAUCUACUCUGUACUGAUUGUAGUCACAGCUGCUCUCUACCUGUCUGGCAUCAAAGCCUAUGUGUCUGUGAUGGUGUUUGCACUUGUCCUGGGCUGGAUGAACACACUUUACUUCACCAGAGGCCUGAAGCUCACUGGCACCUACAGCAUUAUGAUACAGAAGAUUCUUUUCAAAGACCUUUUCAGAUUUCUGCUGGUGUAUGUGCUCUUCAUGAUUGGAUAUGCAUCAGCCCUGGUGUCCCUGCUGACAGUGUGUCCUCGACCGGGCACUGAGUGUCACGGGGACUGCCCCACCUACCCAAAGUGCAGGGACCCAGAUACUUUUAGUACCUUCUUACUGGACCUCUUCAAACUGACCAUUGGGAUGGGAGAACUGGAUAUGAUCCACAGCGCACAGUAUCCAGCAGUCUUUCUCAUACUGUUGGUUACUUAUAUCAUCCUCACUUUUGUGCUGCUGCUCAACAUGUUGAUCGCUUUGAUGGGGGAGACGGUGGGGGAGGUGUCGAAGGAGAGCAAAAAGAUCUGGAAGCUUCAGUGGGCAACAACUAUUUUGGAUAUCGAGCGCUCAUUCCCAGUCUGCCUCCGCAAGUCAUUUCGAGCUGGGGAGAUGGUGACUGUGGGGAAGAACUGGGAUGGCACACCUGACCGACGCUGGUGCUUUAGGGUGGAUGAGGUUCACUGGUGUCACUGGAAUCAGAACCUGGCGAUAAUCAACGAGGAUCCGGGCAAGAGUGAGACCAGCCAAGCCAACGUGCUGCAGCAGAGCGUUGGAGUCUUGAGGAGAGACCGCUGGUCCACAGUGGUCCCGCGAGUGGUGGAGCUAAGUAAGGGUCGUGAAGCAGUGAUAGAGAUGGAGCCCCUGACGCGCAGGCGCUGACACCUGCAGAGGAGUACUGCUGUCCUUCUUGUAAAGAGACAGUAGCAAGCCAUCAGCAUCAGUGACAUCACUCUGCUGGGGACGAUUUUGGCCAAUAAGUGCACUAAUUUGCACAAAUCUCAUGUGCCUUCUGUUCAGAUAAAGCAUAGUAAAUAUUACAGUAAGACAGUCAGUGUAUAGCACAGAAGGCUGAGCACACACAUAGACACUGAAUGUACAAUGUCUUAAAAGUUACUCAGUCCAUGAUCUGAAAAACACUAAACAGAGUAAAAAAAACACUUACCGUGAGACUGAAAAGCAUGGGAAAAGUGGCAUUAAUGAUGGAGUGAGUUGUAAAAUUUGUUUUUUACUCUCAAAGAAUAGGGAACUUGUCAAGAAAAAGUACUGUAUUUCCAUAUUUCAGACAUCAAAAGCUGAUCACUCAGGGAUUUAAUAGUCAGAAUAUUUCAGCAUUUCCAGUCUCAUUAUAGCGUUACAGAAAACAUCAUCAUGAGUUCUCUAAUAGCAAGAAGAAGCAUAAUUACUGUAUCAUUGCAUUAGCAGUAUAAACAAAAGUUUUGAUAAAAAUGCAAUUUACACAUAUAAUUGCAAUGGAGAUAUUUCUUCAAGACAACAUUGCAAUAAUAUUUAUAGACUUAUAGAAUAGAAUUCAGCUUUUAGUUGCUUGAUUUAUAUUUAAGAGGUUCCUAUAUGAUGUGUCCAUAAAGAAUAAACUGUAUAUGCUGAUUUGAAUGUUUAUUUUUUCAGGCUGUGGGGGUUCAGUGUAUAGACACAGGAUAUAUAUCUAUUUUAUACAUUAUAUUUUCUUUCCAUUUUCUAUAUUGUAUCAAUCAAAUAGUUUCAAAACUAUGAAAUUCUCAGGCUUAGACUGCCAGCUCAGGCAGCCCAGCUUUCAUUUGAACUGAAACAAUGCACUGUGCCAAUUUCUGAUGUGUGCAUUAUUACAUGAAUAAAAAGACAUUGUUCUGAACAAGAUGGGCAUGACGAGCAGGUUGUAGUUGUCAAGCAAAUGUGCAAAUAUGAGACAAUAGCCUUCCAUGUUAUGGUUUGUCUAUGAAUUUAUUGUUCCUUUGCAGCUGGGGUAUUUGCAUAAUCAACUCUCAGGCCUUGCCAUUAUGUACUUCCCUCUAUUUGCUGCAGUGUUUUUCAGUGCAGUUGGCUCCUUGCCCUAUACAGCAUCUUGUUUAUGCGCCUUUACUGUAUGUAUGCAUGUAUUUGUGUUAUUGCACUACAUGACAGGGUUUGAUAAAGAGCAGAUAGACCAUACAGUUCAUUCUCACAAUUCAUUACUGUUGAAGGUCACAGGUCAUUGUUCACUAUGUUUACAUCGCUUUUAUAAAGAGACAUGUCUAUGCAUUUUGA
Xiphias gladius (swordfish) is the source of this 4148-nucleotide messenger RNA. It is a transcript of the gene trpv4, whose product is annotated as transient receptor potential cation channel, subfamily V, member 4. Gene Ontology annotation, biological process: calcium ion import across plasma membrane; actin filament organization; osmosensory signaling pathway. The record is from RefSeq and is a predicted model, not a curated record. NCBI's taxonomy places the organism in Eukaryota, Metazoa, Chordata, Actinopteri, Istiophoriformes, Xiphiidae. The transcript is spliced from 17 exons. Gene Ontology annotation, molecular function: calcium channel activity; protein binding. Gene Ontology annotation, cellular component: cilium; membrane. Bases 174 to 2786 code for a protein of 870 amino acids.